GUGCCGAAGAGUAUCCAAUUACAAGUAGUGCGCUCCAUGUGCGUUAUAAAAACACCAACGCGAUGUCACAAAUUUGCAUUUCAAAGCCGACCAACACCCACGCCAGCUGCAUCCAAACACGCACUCCGCUCGAGGAUUGGGACACUGGACACAGGAGCCAGCAGCCAGGACACACACUCGCACACCGUUAUGAGGCCACCGCAAAAAUCCGGGAAAGGCAAUGGCCCACAUGCCAACAGUUCAUUAAUGAUCUAUGCAUUAAUGUGGCUCUCGUUGGCCAUGACAAUGGAGGCCCUGGAUGCCCCACUGCCUCUAUCCCUGCCGGAAUACGCGCCUGCGCUGGAACAGGGCAAACAUCGUUACCAGGAAGCGGGUGUGGAAUCGUUGCCGGGAUUAACAGGAUAUACGCGAAAUUAUUAUGGCCCCCGAAGGAACAAUGCUCACAAGCUCCUGGCCACCACCCACCACCACCAUCAUAGUCGACAUCCUGCCGCCUCAUCCCUGGGCACCACGGCCAAUGGCUUUGCGCCCUUCUACUACAACAGCAAACUGCAUUCGCACUCGCACCCAAUUCACGGGGAUGAGGAGCCGCGUCGCGACCCAUCGGCCAAUAUCGAUUUUGUCAUUAAUACGGCAAAUUAUGAGCCAAAUUCCGCUGGCUAUGAGGAGGAGCCACAUCAUAGGGAGCCCCAUCACUACGAAAGCUAUGCAUAUAGGCCGCGGGGCUUUCCCACGUCGCCCCCCAGUCAUUACCAUUUCGAACAAAUUUCCAAUUAUCGGGAAAAUAGGGAAACCGGCAGACAGCAGGAGGAACAGCAGGACGAUAGUUCCAGUGUCUAUGCGCGGCUCAAAGGGCUCCAAACACUGGCUAACCCAGUGAAGCGUCAGCAGGAGGCCUCCUUAUCGAGCCACCAUCAAAACCAGGAGCUGUCGGGCAGACACCAUGGGCAACACCAGCAGCAACAUCAACAGCAGACAUACCAGCAGCAACACUGCAACACCCAGCAACAUCAGCCAGAGAAGCAUCAACAUCUGCCUCAAACUCUCCAGGAUCACAGACAGCACCAGCGCCUGGGAGUUGCCCAGGAUCAGCAGCUGUUGUACUCCCACAGGGAUGGCCAAGUGGCAGAUCUGCCGGCCAUAACCACCAGUGUUCGCCAUUCCGCAGAGAGCAGUAAGGCCGUGGCUGGAUUGCCGCUGGCCAAGCACAUCGAGAUCACCAAGAAUGUGCCCUUCCCCCACUACCAGAAGCAGCAUGUUCCCUACAAGCAGACCGUCCAGGUGCAAGUGCCCCGCACCGUGAUCGCAGCCAUACCCAAACCGAUGCCCAUCAAGAUACCCGUGGCCAAUACGGUGGCAGUGCCUCAGAUGCAGGAGGUGAAGAUUCCCAUCGAGCGGGUGAAGCCCGUGCCCGUGGAGCGACAUCCCUUUGUGGUGGAGCGCAGGGUUCCCUACCGAGUGGAGAAGCCGGUGGUCCAGCCAGUCUACUAUCCGUAUCCGGUCAAAGUGCCAGUGGUGCGCACGGUGGUGCACAAGCAGCGACCCCACUACGUGGCACCUGGUUGGAGUGCCUCCGACAAUCAUUUGCUGGGCUGAAAGUUCACCAGCUCC
Molecule: messenger RNA, 1611 nt
Organism: Drosophila suzukii
Lineage: Eukaryota; Metazoa; Arthropoda; Insecta; Diptera; Drosophilidae
Product: ell-associated factor Eaf
Source: RefSeq, a predicted model, not a curated record